AGCAGAAGAAGCAGAAGACGAAGAAGAAGGAAGCGGAAGCGGAAGUAGUGUUCCGGUGUCCUUGCGGCUGAAGACGUCUCUGAAGAUGAACAGACACAUAUUUGCUCUCCAGCAGGUGGCGCGGCGGACCAUCUCCAGCUCCGCCCGCCGGCAGGUCGAGAACAAAGUGCCGCAGAACCAGAAGCUGUUCCAGGAGGAUAACGGGCUGCCGAUUCAUUUGAAAGGAGGCACCGCCGACGCCGUGCUGUACAGAACAACGAUGGCCCUCACCAUCCUGGGAGCUGGAUAUGUUGUGUACGAGCUGGUGACGGCUGCGUUCCCGAAGAAAGGUUAACUCCUCCUCCACAGAUGUUUACUUCCACUGUAACAUAAAUAUCGGCCAGUCGCUUUGUGUGGUGUAAAAGUAAGAUAAGAUAUCCUCCGUCUGUGCCGGCCUCUGUGUUUCCUGUCAUGAUGGGAUUCGUUUCAUGUUCAUGGGAUCAAUAUUUAUUUCUUGUAAUCUCUCUGAUGACCUGAGGAUCAAUAAAAAAAAUACCUCUCAUGA
Anoplopoma fimbria (sablefish) is the source of this 544-nucleotide messenger RNA. RefSeq names its product cytochrome c oxidase subunit 7A2, mitochondrial. NCBI's taxonomy places the organism in Eukaryota, Metazoa, Chordata, Actinopteri, Perciformes, Anoplopomatidae. Gene Ontology annotation, biological process: mitochondrial respirasome assembly; regulation of oxidative phosphorylation; mitochondrial electron transport, cytochrome c to oxygen. The record is from RefSeq and is a predicted model, not a curated record. The transcript is spliced from 4 exons. The coding region runs from base 86 to 334 and encodes 82 amino acids.